Thamnophis elegans (Western terrestrial garter snake) is the source of this 2497-nucleotide messenger RNA. RefSeq names its product ELL associated factor 2 (gene EAF2). Gene Ontology annotation, cellular component: super elongation complex. Gene Ontology annotation, molecular function: transcription elongation factor activity. The coding region runs from base 113 to 907 and encodes 264 amino acids. The transcript is spliced from 6 exons. Lineage: Eukaryota; Metazoa; Chordata; Lepidosauria; Squamata; Natricidae. The record is from RefSeq and is a predicted model, not a curated record. Gene Ontology annotation, biological process: positive regulation of DNA-templated transcription; regulation of transcription elongation by RNA polymerase II.
GCCCCCUUUCCCCCAACUGGCAAGCGCGAGAGAUGUACCAGGGCAGUGGAAGCAGCUGUUGGAGAGAAGAGGCGAGCGAGAGAGGAAGGAAACGGGAAGCGGGGGUCUCGGGAUGAACGGCGCGGCCCGGGCUCUCUUCGACAGCAAGGAGCGCGUCCUGUUGUUGGGCGAGAGUUUCGAGAAGCAGCCGCGCUGCGCUUUCCACACCUUGCGCUAUGACUUCAAACCUGCAUCAAUUGAUACAUCUUGUGAAGGAAACCUUGAAGUUGGUAAAGGUGAACAGGUAACAGUAAUGUUGCCAAAUAUUGAGGGCUCUACUCCACCAGUAACAGUUUUCAAGGGUUCCAAGAAGCCAUAUCAAAAAGAAUGCAUCUUAAUAAUUAACCAUGACACUGGCGAAUGUAGACUAGAGAAACUUAAUAGCAAUAUCACAGUGAAGAAAACCAGAGGUGAAGGCAGCAGCAAGGUGCAGUCUCGUAUUGAGCACCACCAGCAGCAGCUAAUGAAACACACUAAUAAGAUGCCAAACAACCACAAAUCAUCUCCACCAAAAGAAAAGGUGUCUCCACCUUCUCCUAUGGAUGAUAUUGAAAGAGAGCUAAAAGCAGAAGCUAAAAUCAUAGAGCAAAUGAGCAGUUCUGAUAGUUCAUCGGAAUCAAAGAGUUCAUCUGCUUCAUCAAGUAGUGAAAACAGCUCUAGUGAUUCAGAAGAAGAAGGAUCAAAGCUAUCGCUUCCCUUGUCAAUGCCACACCUGCAGCCACCGCAUCCCAUGAUGACAGUAUCCCAACAGGCAUUCCCAGAUGUGGAUAUUGGAUAUCGCAGAAGUCAAGAGAGCAGUGGCCGUUUGAUGAAUACACUGAGAAAUGAUCUACAGUUGAGUGAUUCUGGAAGUGACAGCGAUGAUUGAAGAUGCUUUGAAGUUUUGAAGAUGCAUUAUUUUCCUUGCUGAAGAUGAAAAGACAUUUAUUUUGCACUAAGUAAUAAAAUUAGAACCAUGUUAUGAACUUUGAUAAUGAAGUUGACUUAAUUUUCAUGACAUGAAGCUCAGCAUUCCUUCUGCCAUAACUUUAUAUGGCUGUUGUAAAUGUCUGGAUAUUGGGUAUUUUAGCCAAGCCAGAGUAGCUUCUACUACCUCCUUUACUUAAAAGUUGAAACAACUAACUAUUCUCUGUGACUUAAAUAUGGAGGAAAUAUUUGUUUAUAAUAUACAUAUUUUGGAUAAAACUUUUACUUGAGCAAGCAUGUUUAUAAGUAAGAGAAAACAAAAAGUUGAUAUCUGUUACGUUUUUAUUUUUGAGACCUAAUGCUACUAAAGUACUUUCUAAUCAACAGAAUGGAACUAUCCAAUUUUAUGUAACAAUUGAGCUGUAAUGAAUACAAUCUGAAAUUCCAUUUUUUUUUCUAGCCAUCAGUUUUUCCUCAUCUGGGUAUUGCUAAAUUUAUUGUCUAUGGUAAUAAUGAAUUAAUAGCUUUAGUAUCUUGACAACUUAAGGUAUAUCAUUAUAUAACAUAAAUGUGCUCUUCAAAUUAUGUUAAGAUCAAUGAAUUGCUUUUGGUUGGCUGAGAAAUAAUAAAAUAUUUAUUAUUUCCUUAAUAACUUCUGUAGAUAUUGGAAUAUUUGUGAUCCCUUUGCCCUUUAAAACUGAUGUAAAAUAGGGGAAUAAUCUCUGACCUCAUAAUUACAAAGAGGUUAUAAAGCAUGCAGGCAAACAUAAUUCUAUAAUAAAUAUACGCAGACCAUACUUUAUAUAUUUUACUACACUGGUGAAAUAUUUUCUUAUGUCGGUAUCCCAACAAUUUGUCUCACAUAUAUAGCCAUAAAAAAAUUCUAAGAUAGGGGCCAGUAAUUUACUACAUGUAUUAUUAGUGUGAAUUCUAAUACUUUGUGGAAUAGCAUGUUUAUGAAUCAGCAAGAAAGCUGGUUCUCAGCACUAAACUAAUCUGGUCUUUUGUCAAAAAGAUAAUUGUCAUUUUCAGAAACUUUUCCCUUGCGCUAAUUUAAUUUUUUGGGAGCUGAAUAAGCAUGUUCUUAGGAGUAAAACAAGAUGUGACAAGUGUGCUCAAGGACUGGCUGUGGGAAUAUAAAUAUAUUCUUAGAUUCAAAAUACUUUCUCGGUGCCAAGACACAGCAUUUUGGGAGCUGUUUGGCGCCACAAAAGAAAAAAUGGUAAAUGUGAGGAAGUUCUCAGUUCUACCCCUAUUCAGAACUAAAAUACGUAGCUUCUGUAAUGUCGAUCUGUUGAAUUUUUAUUUCCCUUCAGCUGCAUAGAAGGUACUUUUUUCUUGUUAGGUGAGCACUUCUGGAAGGGUACAUAGUUUGAGGAGGGAGACAAAACAAUUGGCACCAGGUGUCAUUUCAUAUUAGAAUUCCCCAGGUGAUAUGAUCUUCUCUAGCCAUGUAUCUAUUUAAUUCAUGUACAAUUUGCAGCCAUGUGAGAUUAUAACCACACAAAUGAAUUUUCAAAGGGAUAGGGAGAGGCCAAAUAAAAAAAAUCAU